AUGCACCUCCUCGGAGCACGCCCAGGCGGAGGGAGAACGGCCGCCUUUCCUGAAUCGGCGUGGGAGCGUCGGUCGGAAAAAUAAUAAAUAAAACGUCUCUAAGCUAAGGUUCCUCUCUCUAGGCGUUGUUUUGGCACUGGCGUUUCUGAAGCGGCUUAGGGAUUUAGAGAGGAGAGAGAGGAGCUCUUCUUCUAUAAUUCCUCCUCCUCCAUUACCGAUCGUUCGUGAAUCGUGAUCGUUUCUAUUUCUUCUCCUCGGAAUCGAAUCCAUGGCGCGGAGGCGGAAAUCGGACGCGACGCGCCUCGACGAGGUGGAUCGGACGCUCUACUCCACCUUCUGCAGCGCGGCCAACUCGCUCUCUCAGUUCUACACCCAGGCCAUGAACCAUCAGAAGCUCUCCUUCCAGGCCGGCGAGCGCCAUGCCCUGGGGAAGGUCUACCAGUGGGUCUUGAGACAACAUGAGGAGGGGUCAAGGGUGAAUGUAGAUGAUAUACUUACCUAUAUCCAGAAUGCGAUGGAUUAUGGAGGAGAGGAUGCAAUAGUGUCUCCAAGAUUGCAAUUCCAACACCAACAUCCACAUCUGCAAACUACAAUGCAUUUUACAAACUCGAUUGUUCAACAACCGUCUGUUUUUUUUGGGCGGGCAGCAGUUGGACUUGCUCCCCAACCUAGUCCUUCUGAUCAGGCAAAAAAUUCAGUUUUCUCGAAUGCUCUUUCCAGCCCUGUUCGCAGGAGUCUUCAGCCCUAUCAUCUGGCUCAGGGAAGUGAAUAUGAGGCAAGUGGUUAUCUGCCCACUGGAAAUGGAGCUAGGAACCAUGAAGUGAACUCUCUCAGUCAAAACCAGGAGUCUAAUUGUCCCAGCUCAAACGACUCAUUGAUGGAUAUGCAUUCUGAUAGCCCUACUCAUGAAUCUUACUGAUGACUGGCUAUUAGCAGGGCUGCCCUGUUCAACAUGGCAUUGUUGUAUCUAGUUCAAUAGCCUCACUGAUCCUGCCUUGUUCUUUAAGCUGCAACUUACAGUGAGGUGGAUGUCAGAGAAGGUAUGAAAGAGGAAAUUUAUAUGUUUCUCAAAUGGUGCUGUGUAGCUUAAGAACUUUAGCCAUAUGUCAAUCCCAAUGGUGCUACUCUUUGGUCUUUUUAUAUGUUGGACUGCUCAGGUUUCAUAUUGUCAUGUCUUUUUCAUCCUGUACUACUUGUAGUCAAUAUAGUUGUCUGUGCACAUCUUAUGGAACUCUCUUAAUUAUUUUUUACAUAAAUAAAGUAUUUGUUGGAAUUCUCUUAUA
This is a messenger RNA of Phoenix dactylifera (date palm), 1283 nucleotides long. RefSeq lists its product as uncharacterized. The record is from RefSeq and is a predicted model, not a curated record. NCBI's taxonomy places the organism in Eukaryota, Viridiplantae, Streptophyta, Magnoliopsida, Arecales, Arecaceae.